Molecule: messenger RNA, 2541 nt
Organism: Gigantopelta aegis
Lineage: Eukaryota; Metazoa; Mollusca; Gastropoda; Neomphalida; Peltospiridae
Exons: 3
Coding region: 460-2106 (548 amino acids)
Source: RefSeq, a predicted model, not a curated record
AAAAAAAAGAUCGAACUCAAAUGUCACGGUAGAUCUCUGAUACGACGAGCUUGGGGGUCCAAGUUACUGGAAACAACUCUCGCCAUAAUAUCUAAUCCUGAUUCGUCAAGGAUCGUCUUUAUUACCUAUCUUUUUAAGGCUAAAGACGGACAGGACUAAAAUGUUAAGAUAUCCUCUCUGAUACGAACGUGGGGUUCUGACUUGUAACGCUCGAGAAAAUACUCUCACCAUGUUGAAACAAGUAGCACGGUUUAGCAUGGAUUUAUUGUUAAGACAUGCAGAUUUAACUCAUGGAGAUUACAAUCGAAGGAAGAAAUUUAGUGUGGAACCUUGUACAGACAUGAUAUACUCGUGACAACAUGUACAGUAACAUGAUAAAAUAUAUAUUUGCGACUAUAUGAAGACACUCCUGGAUUAAGUUGUAGGACAGCUAAACCAAAAAAAAAGAGGGGUGCAGUAAUGACCACACGAGGAAUCCUUAAGUUCACUGUACCGCUUGAGGGAAGACUGAUAUACCCUCAAGCAGACGACCAUCCGUACUCGGACAACCGAAUCACGUUCCAGCACAUGACGCCGAGACGGAAGAUUGAUCCAUUUGGUCGUGAUGCAACCAAUGCCUCCGAUUUCUUUCUCUCUGCCGCUGUGUACCCCACCGGUGUCCGCGCCCCGCCCUUAGCAGAAUUGCAGCAAUUUGGACAUCUGCUUAAGAGCGAUGACAUGAAGGAUUCAAAUACUAAACUCGGCUGGACCGACGAUGGAGCAGGACCCGUUCCAAAGAUACUGACGCUAAAGAAGUACCAAAACAACAAUGAUGUCAGUACGGAACAGAAGUCGUCUGAGAGUAUUCAGGCAGUAGACAUGUUAACCAGGUUGAAACCUUAUCACUGGGAUGGCGUGAACGGACUGAGGAAAAGUAAGAGCGAUGUCAGAGACCCGUGUUAUAUUUACCAAUACUGCGCCGACGAGAGACCACUGAGGUACAACAAGAACAGCAACCUUCCAAGGAUAUCAUCAUCGCGGCCGUGGUCUGUCGGCGAAUCGAAUCCGUCCAAGCACAUGUUCACGUCUGGCUCGACGGAGAACCGCACGGACGCAUCGCCGGCAGCUAGCAGGCACCUGGUGAAGGAGAACACGGGCUUUCACAACGUGAGGAAAUGCCGUCCUUUCAAGCCGCUGUCGUUUCGUCCCAUCUCCGAGAGCGAUCUGAAGAAGCCCCUGUUAGAGGUUAGACACAUAUCGACUAGAGACCAGCGGAACCAGCUCAAAGGUCAGGACGGGUGUCUGUUCUCCCAGGUGAAGCAGUGCAUCCGACUGAUGCGAAAUCACGACGCCAUGAAGGCUAGAACAAUCGACCGACCGCUGAAAGCUGAGGUGGGGAGGUACAGGCCGUUCUCCACCACCAAGAUCAGGACACCGUGCAUGACACCGCCCACGAUCGCCCACUUCAGAGAUCAUAAUUCCGCAGAGACGUACAAGCAGUAUGUUCAGAUACAGACUCUCAAAUCGAAGUUACCGGGGAAGUCGGCUGGGACUCUGGCCAGCGGCAACUUCGCCAGGAACAAUACGGCGGCGUCAAUGUAUUACGACGUGGACGCCCAUCUUGUCCAGACAGUAAUCGACAGCAACAUACCUCCCGAACCAAGAAAGCUGAACAUGUCUAGAAAGAGAUCCGACAUCUCGCUGGAUACGAAAACACCGAACGAUCAGCGCAACAUCGAUCUGGACAUCGUGGGGACUCCUAUAUCGUCCACCAGACCACGAGUCGCGGAGCAGGAGGAGGAACGGGACGCGUCGAGAAAGCCGAGUGGGGGGAGCCGGGUUCCAGAAGGUUCGAUGAAGUCCUUCGAUCAGCCGGACGUCCCUGCAGGCCUUCAGGAAGAAGAGGAUGUGGACGCCGCAGUUAAUGACUCGCUGAUAUCGCUAGACGAACUGGGAAACCCAAUGAUCUGGGACCAGAGCGACGAGGAUGAGGAAGAAAUCGUCAAGGAGGAUCCGAAUGUGAUAAAAAUUCCAGCAGUGUCUGUCGCCUCAGUUUUGAGCGUGGAUGAUGGAGACACGGUAGUUGAUGAUGACCCCAAUGCUGGCACAGAAGACAAGGGUUGUUAGGUGAAGUGAUGAUGAUGAUGAUCUUUGUUUUGGAGAGGGAAGACAUGGGGUUUUGAUUGAUUAUUACCCUUGUUUUGAGGAGAGAAGACAAGUGGUGUUAGGUGAAUUGAUGGUGAUCCUCGUUUUGGGAGAGAAGACAUGUGUCGGCAGAGAAGACAAAGUAGUAGAUCAAUUGAUCAUACUCCUAGUGUUUUGAUACAAGAGCAAUUUAGUGAAUUGAUGAUGAACCUUGCUAGUAUCAAGGGUGGAGACAUGGCUGUUAGGUGAAUUGAAGAUUACCGUAGUGCCUUGGAAAGAAGACGAGAGAUGUUUAGUAAAUUCCACGGUAUUUGAAUAAGGUACCUCGUUGUCAAAAUAUAACUUCCAUUGUUAGCCGCAACGUUAUGUAUAAGAAGAAACUAUUUCAAAUUGUUUAAUAAAUUUAUUCUAAAAAUA